Molecule: messenger RNA, 1596 nt
Organism: Trypanosoma theileri
Lineage: Eukaryota; Euglenozoa; Kinetoplastea; Trypanosomatida; Trypanosomatidae
Product: myo-inositol-1-phosphate synthase
Exons: 1
Coding region: 1-1596 (531 amino acids)
Biological process (GO): phospholipid biosynthetic process; inositol biosynthetic process
Cellular component (GO): cytoplasm
Molecular function (GO): inositol-3-phosphate synthase activity
Source: RefSeq, a predicted model, not a curated record
AUGCCUACACUACAGGUAAAAAACAAUCGAAACGUUCAAUACACAGAUGAAGCUAUUACAAGCCGGUAUGUGUAUCACACAACGCGGGUGGUAAAAGGAGCCGCUGGAGAAGUAACAGUGGAACCAGUGGACGUCGCCCUGCGAUUUCGUACACUACGCAAACCAGCCAAGUGUGGUGUUAUGUUGGUAGGUUGGGGUGGAAAUAAUGGAUCUACGGUAACUGCUGGUAUUCUUGCUCAUAAAUACGGUGUCUCUUGGCGUACAAAGACAGGCGUUCAACAUCCAAACUACUUUGGCUCCAUUACACAAUCCAGUACAAUGAAUAUUGGCCUCACAAGUGAUAUGGAAGAAGUAUUUGUUCCUCUGAAAGAUGUAGUUCCCAUGUUAAACCCUACAGAUCUUGUUAUUGGUGGUUGGGACUGCAGUGGGAUGAAUCUUGGAGAUGCCAUGCGUCGGGCGCAGGUGUUGGAAGUUCCUUUGCAAGAUGCCUUAUAUGAUUAUAUGAAAGUUAUGAAACCUCUUCCUGCUGUAUUUGAUUCUGAUUUUGUCGCGGAAAAUCAAAAUCAGCGUGCGGAUAAUGUCAUGCAAGUACAAAAUAAAUGGGAGGCGGUGGAAAAACUACGAGCGGAUAUUCGUUCCUUUAAAGAGACGCAUAGCCUUGAAAAGGUUAUUGUGCUUUGGACGGCCAAUACCGAACGUUUUUCGGAUCAUUUAACGGGUAUACAUGAUACCGCUGAGGCCUUAUUGGCUGCAGUGAAGCGUAAUGAGAGUGAGAUUGCCCCAUCUGCCUUGUAUGCAUUGGCCUCUAUAUUAGAGGGAUGUAGUUAUAUUAAUGGGGCACCGCAGAAUACACUGUGUCCAGGUCUGGUGGAACUCGCACGAAAACAUAAUGUUUUUCUAGGUGGAGAUGAUUUUAAGAGUGGACAGACAAAGAUUAAAAGUGCAUUAGUGGAAUUCUUUGUUGCGGCUGGUAUUAAACCAGAGUGUAUUGCGAGUUAUAAUCAUCUUGGAAAUAAUGAUGGAUAUAAUUUAUCAGCGCCAAAACAGUUUCGUUCAAAGGAAAUAACUAAAAGUAAUGUGGUAGAUGAUAUGGUGGCAUCUAAUAAUAUUCUUUACCCUCAGGGUAGUAAAGGACCAGAUCACUGUAUUGUUAUUAAAUACCUUCCAUUUGUUGGGGACAGUAAACGUGCUAUGGAUGAAUAUUCCUUUUCUAUCUUUAUGGGUGGUCAGCAAACGGUGGUUCUACACAAUACAUGUCAAGACUCACUUCUGGCAGCACCACUUAUUAUUGAUCUUGUUGUAUUAACAGAACUCAUGGAACGUGUCUCGGUAACGACAGAUACGGAAGUUGAAGGAUGUAAUGGAAAUACAUCAUCAUCAUCAUCCUAUACACAUAUGGAAACUGUUUUGUCUAUUCUAUCGUACUUGUUAAAGGCUCCAUGUGUACCGGAAGGAACACCCGUUGUAAAUGCCCUUAAUCGUCAGAAACAAGCCAUUGAAAAUGUACUACGUGCCCUUGUAGGUCUCCCUCCGGAUAAUAACAUGUUGCUGGAGUGUCGUGUGCCUUUUUUGCGUAACAUGACUGUAUCGCAUUAA